Messenger RNA from Mercurialis annua (annual mercury), 474 nucleotides. RefSeq lists its product as uncharacterized. The transcript is spliced from 2 exons. Gene Ontology annotation, molecular function: DNA binding. Bases 1 to 474 code for a protein of 157 amino acids. The record is from RefSeq and is a predicted model, not a curated record. Lineage: Eukaryota; Viridiplantae; Streptophyta; Magnoliopsida; Malpighiales; Euphorbiaceae.
AUGCAAGCAAAAUGCAAAUAUUGUGCUCGUAUAUAUAACUGCAAUGCUAAAAAGAAUGGCAUAUCUACUUUGAGGACUCACAUGAUCAAAUGCACUAAACACCCUCACUGUAUUAAAACCAAGCAAGCUCUUCUUUCUUUCCAACCCGUGUCAAAUGUUGGUCUUGUUGGUGGUUCUGAUAUGUUUAAUCUUACUGCUUGGAAAUUUGAUCAGGAUAUAGUUACGCGGGCUGUUGAAUAUAUGAUAGUAGUUGAUGAAUUGCCUUUUACAUUUGUUGAGAAGGAGGGGUUUAGGAAGUUAAUGAGUGUUACUUGUCCGAUGUUUAAUAUUCCUUCUAGAUUCACUGUGAACAAAGAUUGUUAUAGUAUGUUUGUUGAAGAGAAGAUGAAAUUGAAAAAGAUUUUCAAAAGCGAAAUCCCCUCAGAUUCACCGCCUGAAAAGACCCCUUCGGAGUUGGACUACGCGUCCGUGUAG